UCACCUCUAGAGAAACUUUCCUGGAGUUCUCGGCUCCUCUGACCGCGGAGCGACUCACUCAUUGUCCGGAGGAAGCCGCGGCAGCUCGGACACCCUGCGAGCCACAGGAGAACACAGAGCGAAGCCUCGUUCACUUCUCCCCGAGAGGAACGAUUUUACGAGACAUGCCCUUUUUUAUUUGACAUUUUUGACAGAAGAGCCGACGUUUUUCUUUGGUUAAAGUUAGCUUAUUUAGGUUGGAGGUCGAUACCUACAUGAAUAGCUCAGGAUUACACAGGCUUUUGUUACUUUUAAGAAGUGAGAGGUUUUUUUAAAGGAGCCGGAAUUAACCUGGAUAGCCCCCUCCCUCACUCCCUGCCUCCAAAACUUCACUCACUGCUCGGAGUCGAUAUGUCUUGGAUUAACCGGGGCCUCUUAUUUGCCUUCGGUGUGUUGCUUUGUGUGUCAGCGGAACAGCAGCAGGGCCAGAGCGGCUACAGGAGGCUGUACGUACUGCAGCCCGGGCCGGGGCCGGGUUCGGCCGGAGGGGACGGCGGAGUGCGGGUCAGCUCCAUCUCGACGCGUCAUAGCGCGGCGGGGCAACCGCACACGUACAACGUGGAGCUCACCGCCAACUUCGGGCGCCAGGUCCGGACCCGCAGGAUGGGGAACCAGGCGGAUCCGGUGCCCCAGUUCAGCCCGCAGCUGCCAUCGGUGGUCCGGCAGAACGGACAGGAGCAGAGCCAGCAGCGGCAGGUUAUGAAGCUGCCCGGGGUGAACGUCUGUGGAGGGCAGUGCUGUCAUGGAUGGAGCCAGGUUCAGGGGUCGCAGCGGUGCACAAAGCCCAACUGCUUCCCUACGUGCCAGAAUGGAGGAAUGUGCCUCAGGCCUCAGCUCUGUGUCUGUAAGCCUGGCUCGAAAGGGAAGGCAUGUGAACAGAAGACGGUGUCCACACACCCUUUUCCAGCACCGUCUGGGAAUGAACCUACGAAUGGGCACAACACUGGUCACACAAAUGGACACACCACCGGUCACACUAAUGGACACAGUGUAAUACCCCAGCGGCCCAUACCUCAGCAAGUGCCUCCCAGUGGGUAUGCUUCUGCCCCCCCACCAGCUACCAACAUGGCUCAGAUGAAACUAACCGUCAAGCCCUACCCUCAGCUUCCGCGACCACAUUAUGUGCAACAACACAUCCAACAGCACAUCCGGUCCAUGCCCAUGCACCAAGUUCAGAGCCAGCAGUAUGUUAUAAAGCCCAAAUACUACCACACACACACUACACACAGACAGACACAUGUUCAGUCCCAACCAGAGAGGCCAAUCCCCCUAAGAGUCGGACACAACCCCUACCACGUGGGCAACCAUACGGGAAGGAUCAAGGUGGUCUUCACACCCACCAUCUGCAAGUUAACCUGCAUUGGAGGCAGGUGUCACAACAACUGUGAGCUGGGAAACACCACUACCAUCAUCAGUGAGAAUGGCCAUGCCACAGACACCCUGACAGCACCCAACUUCAGAGUAGUGGUUUGUCACCUUCCAUGUAUAAAUGGUGGAAAGUGCAGCUCUAGGGACAAGUGUCAGUGUCCUCCCAACUUUACUGGAAAGUUCUGCCAGAUGCCGGUUCAGAAUGGACGACAGCAGCAGCUGGCAGGCGGCUACAGCCAAACUCAGGUCCACUCAACACACACGCUGCCACUGACCUACAGCAACAGCCAGAGUAACGUGUUCAAUCCCAGUGUCGUCAACAUCCAUAUCAAACAUCCUCCAGAAGCCUCUGUCCAGGUUCACCAGGUGUCCCAGCUGGACAAUUUCCACAACAACGGCCACCAGCUGAAAGGUUCCCAGUCAGGCUCCUCUUCAUCUACCAGCUACAAUUACCACCUCACAGACAGCAGCCAGAAGAUCCAGCACCACGGAUAUAACAUAGUUUAUCCGGGCCAGCACGGCUACCAGGUCCCUCAGUACCCGCCUGUUACCUCCAAGAACACACUAGGCCGCUGCUUCCAGGAGACUACAGGCAGUCAGUGUGGGAAGGCUCUGCCAGGUCUCACUAAGCAGGAGCAGUGCUGUGGAACCAUUGGAACAUCCUGGGGCUUCCACAAAUGCCAGAAGUGUCCAAAUAAACCAUCUAUCCCUCUGAUAGAUUGUCCUCAGGGCUACAAGAGAAUCAACAGCUCUCAUUGCCAAGAUUUGGAUGAGUGCCAGCUACAGGGUGCGUGUCCCAAUGGAAACUGUCUGAACACUGUGGGCAGCUACAGGUGUAUGUGUAAACCGGGCUAUGUCCCGGACCCAACACUAACCACUUGCAUACCCGACACUCCUGCCAUCCAAGAAGAGAAAGGGGCUUGCUUCCGUUUGGUCAGCUCAGGCAGACAGUGUUUGCACCCAGUUUCUGCCCAGCUGAGUAAACAGCUCUGCUGCUGCAGUGUGGGCAAAGCCUGGGGCCCUCACUGUGACAAAUGCCCCCCUCCAGGAACAGCAAAGUUCAAAGAGAUCUGUCCUGGUGGAAUGGGCUACACUGUUCUACCAAAUCCACCUGUCAAUAAGCCGGUCACUGUUUACCAGCAGCCCAUUGACCUGCAACCCCCCCAGCCCCUGCCAACGCCAGAGAGGCCGGUGGAGGCUUUUGGGAAACCAGAGGAGAUGAUACCAGUAGCAACAACUGCAACAGAUCAGGAGCUGAUAGUUCCUGUGUUUAGUGUUAGGCCAGUAGUUGAACCUAUCCAGCCCCAGCUAUCUCCAGGUGUGUCCACUGUGAAGAUGGAGGCAGCCUACCCAGAGGUGGUCGAGAGGAGUUCUCCACCUGCACCAGUGGAGAUCCUCCCAUCUAACGCAGGCCAGGACAUCGCCCCCACCCAGUCAACUGAGGUGGAUGAGUGCCAGAUCAACCCUUACAUAUGUGGCCAGGGGAUUUGUUACAACACCGCUGAGGGCUACAUCUGCCACUGUGAUGAAGGAUACCGCCUGGAUGAUGCCCAGACCACCUGUGUCGAUUUAGAUGAGUGUUUGGAAAGCCCAUCUUUGUGCGUUGGCGGUGACUGCAAGAACACAGAGGGCAGUUUCCUGUGUGUGUGUCCAUGGGGAUUCCUGGUUGAUAAAGAGGGAACCAGUUGUGUUGAUAUCGAUGAAUGCAUAGACACAACUGUAUGCCCCUCUGGCAUCUGUUUCAAUGUGCCAGGGAGUUACAACUGUGGCUCUUGUCCUGAUGGUUUCAUGGCACAGGGAGGUCAGUGUGCAGAUAUAGAUGAGUGCCAGGAUCAGCGGGUCUGUACCAGAGGCCACUGUCUGAACACUGAAGGCUCCUUUAUCUGUCAGUGUGGGCCAGGCUUCAGAGUGUCAGCGACUGGAGACGAGUGUGACGAUGUGGAUGAGUGUGUGGAGGAAGCCAGGCCCUGUGAGGCUGUAGGGGAGUGUGUGAACAACAUGGGCUCCUACACCUGUACCUGCCCACGGGGAUACCAGCAGAUCGAUGGUACCAGCUGCAGAGAUGUUGAUGAGUGUAUGGAUGAGCCAGAACUCUGUUCCCCCAAUGGCGAGUGUCUCAACACAGAAGGAUCCUAUUUGUGUGUUUGUGAGAGUGGAUUUACUGUCAACCUCGACACACCCUCCUGUGAUGAUAUUGAUGAGUGUGGUCUCAAUGAGACACAAUGUGGUCCUCACGGCUUCUGUGAGAACAGACUGGGCUCUUUCCGAUGCUUCUGUGACCAGGGCUACCGGGAGACCGAAGAUGGCCAAGGCUGUGUGGAUUUGAAUGAGUGCGAGCUGCUGAGCAGUGUGUGUGGAGAAGCUCAGUGUGUGAACAUGGAUGGUUCCUUCAGCUGCAUGUGUCCCAGCGGCCAGGACUAUAACGUCAUGAUCGCCAAGUGUGAGCCUGUUCCGACAGCGUCGUCGGUGGAGCGUAAGGAGUGCUACUAUCAUCUGAAUGAUGAGAACCUGUGUGAGAGUGUGCUGACCAGCCACGUCACCCUGCAGGAGUGCUGCUGCACGCUGGGAGCUGGCUGGGGUGACAACUGUGAGGUACAUCCCUGCCCUGUCAAUGGCACAGACCAAUUUAACCAGAUGUGUCCAUAUGGAAGAGGUUUUUUUCCCAGUGCUGACUUGCUGUAUGGAGUACCCACUGCUGACACUUACAAAGAUGCAGAUGAAUGUACACUGUUUGGCCAGGAGGUGUGUAAAGGAGGCUUCUGUCUGGAUACUGUGGGAAGCUAUGAGUGUUACUGCAAGACUGGACAGGACUAUGACCCUUCCAAGCUGGAGUGCAGAGACAUCAAUGAGUGUCUUGAUGACUCUGUGUGUGUCGGUGGACAGUGUAUGAACACAGAUGGCUCAUUUAUGUGUUUCUGUACACAUCCAAUGGUGUUGGACCCCAACAGUAACCAAUGUGUCUUCAUUCCAGAGGUGGCCGAGCAACAUGAGACAGCGCAGAUCGACUACCAGGGGAUCUGCUGGCAGACGGUAACAGAGACCAUGACGUGCACACAGCCACUGGGUCGCAACAGGAAGACCACAUACACAGAGUGCUGCUGUCUGUACGGAGAAGCCUGGGGCAUGGACUGUGCCCUCUGCCCCCCGAGAAACACCGAGGAUUAUGCAUCCAUGUGUAACAUACCUCUGGGUGGUGGGCGACGGCCAUAUGGCCAUGAUGCCCUCACUGCUGGCCCAGACCAUGAAUAUGAAGUGAGACCAGACUACUCUCCAUCACCUGAGCAGGAGUCUGUCUUGCCCUUCUAUGAGAACCAGGAGAAUCCAUUCAAAGCAUUUGAGGGUUUGCGAGCAGAGGAGUGUGGGAUACUAAAUGGCUGUGAGAAUGGCCGUUGUGUGCGGGUUCAGGAGGGAUACACCUGUGACUGCUUCGAUGGGUACACCUUGGACCUGUCUCAUAUGACCUGCAUUGAUGUGAACGAGUGUUCAGAACUGAACAAUCGGAUGUCGCUGUGUAAAAACGCAAAGUGCAUCAACAUAGUGGGCUCCUAUCAGUGUGUCUGUCUGCCAGGGUUCACUGCUUCUGACAAACCCAACUACUGUGUGGAGAUUCCAACACACCACACAUCAACACACACACAGUGAGCAUGGACAGGUGCAAGAGACACAAAACACACGCACAAGCUUGUAUUACUAUACUGGUGAGGACGUCCAAUACAUCCGGUCAGUGCCAAAUCAUCCAAACAGUAACCUCAUAGUUCAACUCCCUGGUUUGGUCAGUGUCCAGCAGCGCUCCCAAAACACGUCAUAGCUCAUCCUCAGCAGUUACCGGGAGGAGUAUUUGAGAUGUGGGGGUCAUAUACCCAAAUUAGAGAGAGAGCCUUUAACUGUUCAAAUGUAUUUAUAAUUUCUGUCCAUCAUCUAAAUCAAACCUUCGAAAUGUAAACCUUGUCCAUUGAAUCAACUUCAAAUCAUAUUCCAAAUUUAAAGAUUAUCUAAAUCCAGAUCUGCCGUUUACCCAUGUCGUUUUCACUAUUUUCACUCACUCCCUGCCUUUCCCAUCCGUUCUCCAUCACUGUUUUUUAGUCUACCUUUAUUGUAAUAUAUUUAUUAUACUUUUUCAUUUAGUAGUUUUCCAAUAAAAUAAAUCCAAAUAUUAUAUAAGCACUUCCAAUGUUAAGGCCUAAUUUUGUAAAAAGCCUGAAAGUAUAAUUUUUCUAUAGAUUUUCAGUGAAUGCACGGUAAUAAGGUAACUAGCUUUAUCUUUUAUGUCUACCUUGUUUCAGGAAAUAUAUGGCAUUUAGGGAUAUGUUUACUACUCCAGAGAGAUAGAUGAUAGGAUUUCAUAUAUGCGCUUUGAGGAAACACCUGGCAUACCGUCUUUAUGACAACAUUUUUAGAAAAAAAAUGUCUUCCUUAAUGAUGAGUUGUGAUUGACAUAGGACAGAACCUUUACAUUUUUUUAACAGUCAGUGUAGAGAACAAACUGCUGAAAUACAUGUAGAACGAUAUGUCCUGACAGGACUUGUAUUGUGAGAGCAGCAGCUGCAAAGCUUGGCAUGUGUCUGUACAGAAUGUGUUCAGGCACAGUGUAUAGUGUAGGUGCUCAGAGUGACAUUUACCGGUGUAUAGUGAAACACAAGCUGUUAAUAACCGCCACUAACAUGUGUCUCAGGUGCUCUGAUCUUGUUAGGGCAGCUGUCAUAACAGUUUUAAAUGCCAGCGAGGGCCAUUGAGCUCCAACCACUCAGACCACGUUAAGAGUUGGUCUGGGACGCAUGUUGAUACAGUCUCUAAGCAGUGUAAACACAAAUGUGUCCUUGGCCAUGUUGAAGGACAGCCUACUCAGCUGAUAUCCUCUGUGUAAAUGGGGGAACAUACUCAUUUCUGCAUCAUGAAAAAAACACAACAUGCCACCAUACUGCUUCUGUGUCUAUGAUAACAGCCAUGAGUACAUCACACAUAUUGGGUGAUGUGGCUUUGCCUGGAACAUACCAAGGAAUAAACACAGGUUUUAAUUAAUUUUUCUUUAUUUAUUAAUGGAAGAUAAAAGUGUUGUGGACAAAAAAUGGCUAAACUAGCGGCCGUAGCUACUUGAUGAUGUGUCCGAGGGUCAGUAAUGCACCUGGUAUGAAGAUUUCAGGGGACAUUUAGGCUUAAAACUUGAUGUAUAUUACCUGGUUUUUCAGGGCUUGCGGACACUUGGAUGACGCAACUUGAGCUGCAUGAAGGCAUGUUGUGUUUUUUCUGUUGUUUUACUACAUCUGAAGUUAGGUCACCAUUGAUUUAAAAUGUAUUGGAUUCUGCUGCAACACUGUUUACACCUGAGACUCCAGAAGUGUUUUGUGGACUCAAACACUUCACCCCACCCCUCCAUCGGCAUAGUGGUGACUUAAAUUACUGUACAUUAUCUCAUCAUCUAAUGAGAAAUGAACCUCCAAAGCGUGAAUACCCCAAAAAGGUAAACAGGAUAUACACAGUCCCAUUUGAAGGUGGCAUCAUUCAGCUAAAGUACCGUACAUGCAAUUUACAGUAUUUCUCAUUCGAAUGCAAUUUUUUGUUCUCUAGGCAGUAACAAGGUUAUUCGUUCUACUGCUUUAUGCUAAUGUUUGACCUAUUAAAUGUUAGUCUGACGUUGUCAGACUCACAAUUCUAGUCAGAAUGUGAGUCUGAGACCGCUCCAUUGGGCUGUGAUUAUGGGGCGUGUUUCAACUGACCAGGAAAUACAAUUCCUCUUCGCUCAAUUGGAUAGACCUACAACCAAUCAGAGCAACGUAGUAUGUGACGUAUGUUAAGCAACGCAUUGUGAGUUAUUUACUAACGCCGGGUUCACACCGGACGCUGAAGCGAUGCCGAAGCGACCCUUCAGCGCAGCGUCAAGCCUUAAAUAACAGCUGGCUCCCAUCCACUCCCAUGUUAAAACUUUGUGCGGGUCACACCGGAGGCUGAAGCACCGCGCUGCGCCAAGGCUGCCUCGCGCCGUGCAGCGAUCGUUUCGGCGUCGAGUCUAUUUUUUGCACUUGACGCGAGUGUAUCGCUCCAGGAAACACACUGAAAAACGAUCUUAAACUAUAUUGAUGACAUAUUUUAUAUGAUAUAAAUGAUCAAAUAUGCAUCCCAUACUUUGAAGUCCCCUUCUGUUGUCCUGGAGUUUUAAUUUGACCAAUGACAUUAUUAAAUGUCCCCCUCUGCCCAUCCACUACAGCCACACAAGCAGUGAUACAGAUAAAAAGAGAGAGAGAGGGGGCUACGUAUUCUCCACAUAGGCUUGAUUGGAGAAUACGUAAUUUACCCCCGACACCCGACAUUUAACGGAGCAAACAGUGAAGUUCUUCAACAUGGAUGACAUUAAAUUAAUAAUUGAAGGAGAAGUACAGUGAGUUGUAUGAUCCUCGGAACAUGUCGUAUAAAGACAACACCAAGAAAGACAAAUGUUGGGACGCUGUUGCUUAAUGUUGGAGCAACAAGUAAGUAUAUGCUUUUAAUCUACUGGAUCAACGGGUGAUCUUAUUAGCGCUGCCCGGCGGUUCAGCUUCGCUUCAGUGUCCGGUGUGAACAGCCAAGCGCCUGCGCGAUAGGGAUUAGCGAGGUGCUUUGGCGUCGCAUCCAUGUUCUCUGUUCCUCUUUCAAAAUGAAUGCGCUGUCGAUGUCUUCUAAAACAGACUCAAUGGCAGCAUCUACACAUCUCAGCUCCCCAGCGGCAGGCAUGUUUGUUGAAAACGACCCAACCCAAGGGCACUUUGAUGACGUGGUUGACUACGUUACCGUUGAUCAUCUGUCCAUCAUCGUAUAAAGCCGCCCUGACAAUCUGAUUGGUCCGGAUGAUUUCGAACCGGGCAUAAUUUCUCCCCAACGGAGCGACUCCAGACCGAACUUCCCGACCUCAAAUGUUGUGGGCGGGGCUUUGUCUGGCAACCAGGCUAAUUAAAUGUUCAACAUGUUAAACAUCUUUUUUUAUUGUGUUAGCUUGCAAUCAUCUGCCAAAUAGCAAAUCACAGCUGAGGCUGAUGGAAAAACCAAAGAGUAAUGGACACAUUCUAAUUUUGAAAUCAUAAUAAGGAAAAGUUGGAGGAUCAAACAGUUGCUGUAGUUCAUCCUGACCAGGGCAUUACUUCGAUAGCACUUGAUAGUAAUACAGCAUAUUUCUGAGUUGUUACCCAAAUUCGAAAGUAUGUUGGACCAAAACGGUGGAUUUAUUUACACUGUCAUUCUUAAGGCCACACCACCAGUGUGGAUAAUAAGCUUGGGAACCGCUACUUUACAGACUAUUAUGCUGCCUGAGUAACUAACCUUCCCCUUCCACUUCCCUCCACAUGUAUUUUUUCACUUAGUUCAACAUUUGAUGGAGUCGCUGACAAGCCAUUUAUUAUCAUGUAUAAUAAUGGUGUAUGUGUUUAAAACUGGGAUGUAAAUGCUGAGAUGAAGCUGGGAAACAUUGACAUAGAUCCUUGAGGAGACUGUGGUUCCUUAAAAGUAUAGAAAUACAACAAACUCACACACACACAAAACACAGACACACUUACUUAAUCAAAGCCCAUAUAUUCUGCACUGUAUAAAAUACACACUAAAUGAAACAAAUAGUAAUUUACUUGAGGUGAAGAUUCAACUUAAUCUACUCUUUGGUGUCAUCGUAUUUUGGUGGUAGAAACACAGAACUGUAUAAAAUGUAUGUUGCUAUUUCUUAUUUUGUAAGUGGAGAUUUACGUGUUACACAAGGCCGUAUUGCUCUUUUAACAAAUUGACAAACCCUUUGGACUUGAGCUGGGGGAUCCAGUUUUAUGUUGCACCCAGUCUAACUGAUUGUGGAUAUUUAAUUCUGUGAAGAGGUCAGCUGUUGCUCCUCCUCUUCCACCUUCGCCAUCCCUCUGUCUGCCAUUAAGAAAAGCCUGUUACCACGCUACACUACUUUUGUAAAAUGCAAUCCUAAAUCUACUUGUUGUUUCCUGUUUCUUACAAAGGGCUUAAAGACUUUUUGUAACCUGGUAUUCCUUCCUCCUUGUGUCUAUGUGUUGAGAUGACUGAAAUGUUUUAUUUUCCAUACUUCUCUUUACUACAUUUCACUGCUAAAUCUUGCCAGGUGGCAAAGCUGCUAUGGGAAAGAAGAACUUGUGUACAUUUAAACAAAAGAGUGGAAAACAUAGCUAUGUAUUUUUAAUUUGUACAUGGAUAAAUAUCUUUUUCUAUGAAUACGUAAUACAAUGUAUAUUAAACCCCUUGGUAUUAAACCACAAAUUGUGAUAUUUAA
This is a messenger RNA of Platichthys flesus (European flounder), 9649 nucleotides long. RefSeq names its product latent transforming growth factor beta binding protein 1 (gene ltbp1). Bases 391 to 5049 code for a protein of 1552 amino acids. NCBI's taxonomy places the organism in Eukaryota, Metazoa, Chordata, Actinopteri, Pleuronectiformes, Pleuronectidae. The record is from RefSeq and is a predicted model, not a curated record. The transcript has 31 exons. Gene Ontology annotation, molecular function: calcium ion binding.